Messenger RNA from Astyanax mexicanus (Mexican tetra), 7273 nucleotides. RefSeq names its product ankyrin repeat domain 33ba (gene ankrd33ba). The transcript has 5 exons. Gene Ontology annotation, molecular function: protein binding. The record is from RefSeq and is a predicted model, not a curated record. Lineage: Eukaryota; Metazoa; Chordata; Actinopteri; Characiformes; Acestrorhamphidae. The coding region runs from base 1334 to 2899 and encodes 521 amino acids.
GUAUACCAGCCCUGAUCUCAGACUGGAGGAGCGACGAAAUCCCCACGAGAUGAGAUGAAAGCGAAACCGGACAGCGUUGUUCACACUGUGGCGUUAGAGCUGAGCUUCUGCCGACACUCCCCGACCAUUUCUGAGGAAUUACUGAGAGAAACAGAGGACACCACCGCUGCUGCUGCUGUUACUGCUGUUCUGCUCAGAUAGAACAACUAGAUUUAAGAGGUGAACAAGCCCUGAACGCUGUAAUCCCACCGAGAGAGAGAGAGAGAGAGAUACAGAAAGAGAGAGACAGAGGGAGAUAUACAAAGAGAGGGACAGAAAGAGAGAGAGAGAGAGAGAGAGAUACAUACAGAUACAGAAAGAGAGAGACAGAGGGAGAUAUACAAAGAGAGGGACAGAAAGAGAGAGAGAGAGAUAGAGAGAGAGAGUAAGAGAGAGAGAUACAGAAAGAGAGAGACAGAGGGAGAUAUACAAAGAGAGGGACAGAAAGAGAGAGAGAGAGAGAUACAUAGAGAGUAAGAGAGAGAGAUACAGAAAGAGAGAGAUAGAGGAAGAGAUACAGAAAGAGAGAGACAGAAAGAGAGAGAUACAGAGAGAGAGAGAGAGGGGGGGGGAGGAGGAGGAGAGGGCACCUAAUCGGAUUACUAUGGAGCCUCUGGAGCCUCGGUAUCGUGGCCCAUAGUCCACUGCUGUUUCAGUCACAGCUGAGGAACAGCUACACUUUUCUUUAGUUCUGCUGCUGCUCGAGACUCAGAAACUGGACAACACGCUGCUGUUCUCCCUCAGAGCUGUGAGGAAACCGCUCGACUGCAACUUUUAUUUUUUUUUCUGUUUCUGUUUUCGCUUUCUAUCCUCUCAACGUCUUCCUACAUCGCUGGGACCUAGAGCACACACUGCCAGGGUGUGAGAAGACUACCUGGAUGAAGAUUCAGCAACGCAAGAUACAGAAAAGCUUCAUAUUACUGGGGAAAUAUAAAAAAAUACUAUAAAAUAAGAAAAUGUGGUCCUGGAGACUGACGACAACACCACUACCACCAACAACAACAAGGGUUUUUCUACAUCGCUAGAGCUAUUCAUGGCAUGGAAAUGUGAGAAGACUGACUGGAUAAAAGAAGUCUAGCCAGAGUUUACUUCACAUUUAUGGGAAAGUAUUAAAACAUCCCUGGACUCUAAUAACACAUCCAAAUGAAGCUCUGAUCCAAGAGUAAACUUUUUUCUAAUUGUUUAUGUUCUUCCCCCCUCCAUCUUUAUGAUUAUGACCGAUUUCUCACUCACUUUGGAGCCCAAUGAUUCGCUUUCCGUCCCUAAAGACUUUGACCUAUGUGAGUUAAGUUAAAUGCUGGACGGUAGGGAUGGUGGAAGCUCCUCUAUGGCCAAAGCUCAGCUCCUUUCCCGUGCUGGAGCGGCUUCAGCCCGCGUGCAGCCCACCAUACAUGAAGAAUCAACCAAUACCACCGACGACGACUAUGACUCUUACGUCAGUUCUUGCGGUUCAGAGGACGCCGGUAAUGAGGAGUAUGAGGAGUAUGAUGAUUUCUCUGACCCUCCCGACACCAGGAGCAUCGCCUCUGAUGACUCUUUCUACCCUCCAGAAUAUUUUGAUGAUGAUUUUGAGGACUUUGAGGAGUCCGAGAUCUCCUCCCAUGAUGUUGAGGGGGUUCAGGAUACGUCAACGCUGAGCUUCUUUCAGGCAUGCUCCAGCAACCAAGUGCUUAUUGUCAAGUUCUUGAUACGGAGGGGUGUAAAAAAGGAAGAGGUCCAGGAAACAGACAAGAACAACAGGACCGGGUUGUUGGUGGCCUGUUAUCAGGGGUACAUGGACGUGGUCAUGGCUCUCACAGUGUGUCCUCAUUUGGAUGUGAACUGGCAGGACAAGGAGGGCAACACGGCCCUUAUUACCGCUGCCCAGGCAGGGCACAUCACAAUCACAAACUACCUACUCAACUACUUCCCCGGCCUUGACAUCGAGAAGAGGAACUGCCACGGUUUCACCGCUCUGAUGAAAGCUGCUAUGCAGGGCAGAGUGGACUGUGUCCGAGCGCUGAUGAUGGCAGGAGCGGACCUUGAGGCCAGGGAUCAUGGCCGUAAUUUCACUCCUCGCGAGUGGGCAGUCUUCACUGGCCGAUAUGAGCUGGCCUUCAUCAUGCUGCGGCUGAUUCAGCGCCCGUGUCCAGAGCAGUGCUCCGACGCCUACCGUCCCGAGUGGCCCUUACUGCCUGCACUGGUCUCCAAAGCCCAGCAGCCCAAAGGCUGCAUCCAGAAGAUCUCUGAAGCCAUCCGGGACAUUUUUGACAUCAGCAACGUAACUGAAGCCUCAGAGGACGGAGUUCUGGAUCACAUGGUGCGCAUGACCACAGGGCUGGGGAGCCCCUUCAUCGCUCUGACCUGCCGGACCGUGUGCCCUAGCAGCCCACCUUGCGUAGGCAAGCGGCGGUACUCAGUCCAGGAGAUAAUGACUAAGCACCGAGCACAAAACCUAAAGGGCCUCGGCCCCGGACACCUGGACACCUACAACCGACUCUUUCAGAACGCUCGCGUCCUGCUGGUGCCUAAACCCAAGGACCGGCGUUCUAGCCUACAGCCUCAGAACUACAAGGACUCCUUGGACCCCUCGGUGGUGGAUCCACGGAGAGCCAGUCUCAUGCCCCUUCAUAUGGUUAGGAGGAGCAGUGUAAGACCGGGCCUGGUAGUGCCCAAACUUCGUAUAACCAAGGCCCCUCCUCCUACAUAUGAGCCUGAGAAAGACCCGCGCAAGAACAGCAACACCAGCGGACAGUUCCUGCAGAUCCCUAAGUGGAGGUACAAAGAACUAAAGGAGGAAAGGAAGAAAGCAGAAGAGGCAGAGAAGAAAAAGCAGGAGGCCAUCACCAAGAAAAAAGUCUCCAAACGUAAACAGAAGUAACUGGAUGUUACAAGAAUAACUGACGCUGUUGAUAAGAAAAAAAAAAAAAUCUAAACUGAUUGGCCUGUGGAAGUCUUAGGUCCUGAGCUGUUAAAUAUGAUGCGUAUUUACACAUAUACAGGGCAAAAGUUAGCAUUAAAAAAUGCUAGCUAGAUAGGUAGCUUGCUAAUUGACCAUGACGUUACCCAAUCAACAACAGGGGUGGCCUUGAACAAACCCAGGAGAAACUUAACACUUUGAAAUAAGUGACUUUCUGUAAUUGUAAAUGCAGGGUGAUGCAACCAAAUCAGAUAUAGCCAAAACCAAAUAAGAAACCAAAAACCAAGACAACAAAUAACCAAGCUACCAAAACAAAUUAGAGAAUCUAAAUAAAAAAAUAAAAAAACAAAACCAGAAUAGACAAAACAGUAAUGACAUUUAAUUUGCAGCAGGGAAGUUUCUGAAUCAGUUUCUCUGAUUUUGCCAUUUAUAGGUAUAUGUUUAAGUAAAAUGAACAUUAUUUGUUUUAUUCUAUAAACUACAGACAACAUUUCCCCCAAAUUCCAAAUAAAAAUAUUGUCAUUUAGAGCAUUUAUUGCAGAAAAUGAGAAAUGGCUGAAAUAACAAAAAAGAUGCAGAGCUUUCAGACCUUAAAUAAUGCAAAGAAAACAAGUUUUCAUGCAUCUUGGCAUGUUCUCCUCCACCAGUCUUACACACUGCUUUUGUAUAACUUUGUCACUCCUGGUGCAAAAAUUCAAACAGUUCAGCUUGGUUUGUUCUAUCUAACUUUCUCUUGAUUAUAUUCCAGAGGCUUUUAAUUUGGUCAAAGUCAAAGAAACUUAUACUUUUUAAGCGGCCUCUUAUUUUUUUCCAGAGCUGUAUAUACAGAAUCAAUAAAAAAACAGAUGAGCCAGAUUAGUACACAGAGCAUAAUGAGAGGCAGUUUCUGAUUUGAUGAGUGAGACCAUGUGAAAGUGACAUCAUCUUAAAGAGGAUUCUAGAAAGUGUAGUUUGUGGACUAGAUGAAGGUGGAGGGGAAAACGUGGAUGUGUGACACCAUGUUGAAACUCGACUCUGUACAAGUUGGUUGCAUCAUUCUGUGGUUACAUCUCAAUAAUUUGCCUAGCUAGUUGAAGAACUGGGCAUUACAUUGUAAUAUGUUAAUGAUACAGCCUAAAUUCUUGUAUUAUUGUAAUGGAAAAUCCUGUAAUUCAGUUACCCUUUGGCACCUCUAGUGCUAGCUACCUGUUGAGGAUUUCAGUCAACAAAAUCUUCGCUCAGUGAUCAACAAGACUGAACGCUUAACACAGUUCUUGCACACAUUUCAGCACCCUUGUAACCAGCGUCAGUUGUUGACAGCGUCAGUUAUUCUGCUUACAGUGGAACUGUACACACUACACAUCUGAGGCUGGGCCAAGCUGCAGGUGUUGUUCAAUACUUGAAACGUAUGAAGCUAUUUAUUUUCAUAUUUAUCAUUUUGAAAGUAUGAUAGUGUUUUUUUGUAAUUCUAUAAGCUUUGGCUCACUGAGUCAAAUUAUCUACAAGAUAUUUCAUUCUUUUGUAGGUUUUAAGGACAAAACGAAUGUUAGAAUGUUAGAAUAUUUGCGUAUCAUGUGUGUGGACACUGCCAUAUACCAUAUACACAACUGAAUGUCAUUAAUAUCCCAACAAAAAAAUCAUCUCAGAUCUGCUCAGAUGAAUGUAAUAGAAGGGUUAGGGGGAAGGUAUUUCAUGUUUUUCCUUUUCAAUUUUCAGGCUGUUUUUUCAUGCAAAUCAUCUCAGUUCAAACACAUCUCAGAAACACUCGUUUAAAGAAAAAUCUGCAAUAUUUUAUGGCAAUAAAUCCUUAAUCAUGUCUAAUGGUGUCACAGCAGGAGCACACGCAGAACCACAGGACCGUACUGAGCCAUCCGUAUAAUUACAUUAUGCACAAGUAUCCUGUUUAAAGCCCCUAGAGGUUCUUAAGCUAGCUCUGUGAAAGUAAUGCUCUUACUUACAGUCAACCUAAGAGUGCAGGAGAUGCUUAAGGACUGCACUAAAUGUGGAUUUAGAAAGGUCAACAGGUAGAAACAAACUUAGAAUCAUAUAUAUUAAUAGUUUUAAUCAGAACAGAAUGUAGUAGGGGUGUAACCGUGCAUCAGAAUGUGGUAUCAGUGUGCACAGUAGGGAAUGUAGGGGGUGGGCUGUAUGACAGUAUUGUAUCUUAAAGUGAUAAACUGUAUUGUGAUGCAGAAUAUAUUAUUCUGAGCAUAUCAGACAUGCUGUCAGUGCUUAAAGAACACUAACCAGCACAAGUGCAGCACAUUUUGAAUAAAAUUCUGCACUACUUACAAGAGACUAUAUAAAUAAUAGUUAUUAAGAAUCAGUCAGCCACUACUGAUGCAUUUUGUCUCUUAAAAUACUGUGAUAAAAAUAUUGUGUAUUGUGAGAAGGUUUUUUAAAUAAUGUUACCCCCCCCUCCUAUUAUUUUAUUAAGACAUUAGGCAUUUUAUUAAUUGUUUGUUUGAAUUUCUAUGCAUUGGUCGAACAAACAGUCAAUGAACAGCCCACUCCAGCACAGUCUUAUUGGUAGAUAAUGCUACGACAUGGAUACAGUUAUCAGGUUUGUCCUACAAAAUAUAAAAUUCAGUCAUUCAGAGUGGUUUGAUGUUAAAUGCUGUUAUUUAGGAUUUAGAAUGCUGAUACGAAUCACAUGUCUGCAGGGUGAUACUAUUAAUACGUCCACUGGGUUAGACAGCUGGCUUAGGUAGCAUAUAAACUGUUCAAGCCCCUUUUAUUUAAGGCUCAAUUUACACAUUUGUUUUUGAAAAUAUUUUGUGCACAGCAAGAGACGUAAACACUGUGCUAUUAUUGGAGGAAAGUACCUCAUGAAGAGAGACAUCUACACACAACAAACACAGAAGACAGUGUAAAAAUGUAUAAAAGAGAAAUUAAAUGCCAAAUUACAUGUCUUCCUAUGUAGUGUCAGAUAGUUAUAUUUUUCUAAUACAACAGUAUUUACAUUUAUACACUUAUUUGUUGAAAUAUAAAAUAUAUAGUGCUAUCUGCAUGAAGACAUUGUAUUCGUAUAACUUUUGUAGUUACCGCUAUAAAGGGAGUAAGGAGGUAUUUAAAAUACUAUAAGAAACAUGCACAAGUUCAGGUAUCAGAGUUUUCUUUAUGCCUUGUUUUCUCUAUCCACCUUUGAGAGGAUUUUCUAAAAGCUCAGUUUACAGUGAUAUAGUAGGGAAAUAAGUGUUUGUUACUCUGCCGAUUUUGCAAGUUUCCCCUCUACAAAGAACAGAGAGAUCUGUAUAUUUUAUUGUAUCGCAACAUUGAGUUUCAGCUCUGUUGACUGGCGUGGCCACUCCAGGACAUUGAAGUGCUUGUUAAAGAGCCCCUCUUAAGUUGAUCUGGCUGUGUUUUUUGGGUCAUUGUCAUGCUGGAAGACCCAGCCUCGACUUAACUUCCCUCUUACUGAGGGAAGAAGGUUGUUGGCCUGAAUCUUGUGAUACAUGACCCCAUACAUGCUCCCUUUAAUACGAUGUAGUUGUACUGUCCCCUUUGCAGAAAAGCACCCCAAGUAUGAUGUUUCCACCCCCAUGUUUUAUCCUUCUUCCUCCUUUAAAUAUGGUGAAGUGAAGUGUGUUAGUAAUCAUGUGCCAUGUUGGUUUACUGACAUCUAGUAAAAUCUGGUAAAAAUGUGCGAAAACAAAAUUGCUAUAAUCUUUACCCCCAAAAUUGUGCAGCCUUCAUUUCUAUUAGUACCAUUGUAAAAAAAAAAAAAAGAAAGAAAAAUUAACAAGUUUCUCUACAAUGAACCAUUUCACAUCAAACCACUCCGAAUUACUUUGAUUAUAUUUUAUCUAAUGAAUUUCUCAGAAAUUAAUUUAAAAGACUUGAAAAACAUUGAACUUCUCUGAAAGUGCUACAGAAAGCAACAAGCAGGAAAGUAGCGAAAAAAUAGUGGUCACUGAAUGUAACUAGAUCUCAUAAUGAAAUACUGUGACAUCCCUAAAUGUAUUGUAACCACUAGAAACAUCUCAGGUUUUAAAGAGACAGUAUUGGAUGGUAUUUUUCAAUGGGAAACGAUAAUGUCCACCAAAUAUUCAAACUCUAUACGGUACAUUUGUGUGAAAUGUGCUUAUUUCUCAUCUAGAACACAACAGAACCACUGUGCCUCCUCAGUAUACAGCUCUACAGUUUCUCUCUCUCUCUCUCUCUCUCUCUCUCUCACACACACACACACACACACACACACAAAAGGCUUACCUACACAAAGGCCAGGCCAACAUGGCCCGAGGUCAAGCAAUAUCAAUCUGUGUUUACAAACUUUACCUACAUAAACCAAAUCUAAUGGCCAGCAAUACUCUGAGAAAAUGUGAAAUAAACUUUGCAGUUCUGCACUUGACUGAA